CUCUUCCCAACGUCACCACCUCCCUCUCAUCUCCAUAUCCUCCAAAUGCUAAGUCUAUCCUCUAUCUCUGUCGUCUAUCUCUCUCAUAUUUCUCACUUUCUCACUUCUCAACUGCCUAAACUCCCCUAUAUUCAACCAAAGCCAUUCCCGACAGCGGCCCGAUGCCCUCCGAUCAUCCCCCGACUCCCGAGAAAGUGGCCUGAUUUUUAGUCGUUAGCUGCGUUCUCCGCACCAGGGUUGGUCCAGACACAAGCAAAGACCAAGACAAUCAGGUAGGGAACGGUGGCGGCAUAUCUCGAUUUUUCGUCUCCUCUUCCUCCUCUCGUCACUCUUCUUCCUUUUCUCGUUACUGUACUACUAUACUAUAUUCCUGUUACUGUUCUCGAUACCUGAUUUCUACUCCUGGUAUACAAGGCAGCUCCCCGUACUGCAUCGCAUCGAAAGUCUUCGUGCCGCGCUUAUCGUGAGACAUACCACUGAGACAAUCCAAAUCACCAUCUGCUUCCCUUCUGUCUACCCCGCCACGACACAGCACUCACCAGCAUACUGGUACCCCGCACACCUCACACGACACCCUCAUCUCACCUCAUAUGCAAAGCACCAAGAUGUUCCCCGACGUCCACCGCGCCGCCCGGCGCCGCUACUCCAUCCUCCCCGUCCCCAAGGACCUUAUCCCCAGCACGGGCGAGAGCAAGGCGCAGAUCCUCUGGGUCGGGUGCUCGGACAGCUGGAUCACCGAGACGGCGGCGCUGGAUGUGCUGCCGCAGGAGACGUUUGUGCAUCGCAAUCUGGGGAGCGUGAUGAGUAAUGGGGAUUUGAGCUCGGCGAGUGCGAUUGCGUAUUGUGUUGAUUUGUUGGAGGUGAAGCAUAUUGUCGUCUGCGGACACUACGACUGUGUACUAUUCAAGGAGGCCAGCGAGGCCCCAACAGCGAUAGACGGGUGGUACGAAGACCUCUCCCGCCUCCGCGCCGCCAACGACGCCCUCCUCCCCGACCUAGAGACCGUACAGCGUGACCGCCACCUCGCGGAGGUCUACGUGCAGGCUGAGGUUGAGUGGGUGCGCUCGCAGCCGACGGUGGCGAAGGCGAUUGCGGAUCGUGGGUUGAAGGUGCAUGCGUUUGUGUUUGAUAAGGAGGAGGAGGCUUGUGUGAGGCUUGUGGAGGAGGGGGGUGAGGAGGGGGGGGUGGCGGAGGCGAAUGGGGGGCCGAAUGGGGUUGUUGCGUAA
Messenger RNA from Pseudogymnoascus verrucosus, 1226 nucleotides. RefSeq lists its product as uncharacterized. The coding region runs from base 591 to 1226 and encodes 211 amino acids. The record is from RefSeq and is a predicted model, not a curated record. Gene Ontology annotation, molecular function: zinc ion binding; carbonate dehydratase activity. Lineage: Eukaryota; Fungi; Ascomycota; Leotiomycetes; Thelebolales; Thelebolaceae. The transcript is spliced from 3 exons. Gene Ontology annotation, cellular component: cytoplasm. Gene Ontology annotation, biological process: cellular response to oxidative stress; cellular response to carbon dioxide.